This is a messenger RNA of Mugil cephalus (flathead mullet), 3901 nucleotides long. It is a transcript of the gene brinp3a.1, whose product is annotated as bone morphogenetic protein/retinoic acid inducible neural-specific 3a, tandem duplicate 1. Lineage: Eukaryota; Metazoa; Chordata; Actinopteri; Mugiliformes; Mugilidae. The coding region runs from base 728 to 3040 and encodes 770 amino acids. Gene Ontology annotation, biological process: negative regulation of mitotic cell cycle; positive regulation of neuron differentiation. The transcript is spliced from 8 exons. The record is from RefSeq and is a predicted model, not a curated record.
UGCUGGAAUAAAUUAAAUUGCGGCGGCAUCGUACAGGAGGGGGAGAGAGAGAGAGAGUGAGAGAUUGAGAGAAAGAGAGACCCGAAUGCCAUUCACACGUUCCGUGCGCGGGGAGUCCAGGGGCAGCCACAGUCAGCAGCUCUCCGUGCGCCCUCCAUGCGCCCCGAGCGCGUCUCUCCAAAUCAGGAGCAGAAAUGAGUUAGGCGGACGACGGCAGCUGGCCACGCUUCUCGCAUGCGGGUGGUCCGGGCGCGUUCGCCGCAUCCAGACCGCACCAGUGCGUUAAAAUAAUCAACCCACCUGGAAGAUUUGACCCUCCUGAAGCGCCGCGUCCGCUGCGGCUCAUUCCGCUGGAGAGGACUUACAUUAUCUAUUGCGCAUCGUCGCUGGAAAUACGCCGCUGUUGGAAACGAGGAGCACGCUCCGAGGAGAUUGGAUGUCAUCCCCUGUUUCCCUCAAGUUGUGUCGCUGCCCGUGACUGUCCGUUCGUUUGCGUCUGUGGCAUCCCAUUACGAAAACAACAACACAAAAAGUCUUUUUUUCUUCUUCUUCCUUUUUCCAAAUGCUGUCCCGUCUGUGUGCCCACCCGAACCCAACUUCACGGUUCUAUCAGGGGAUUUUACGGAGACUAAUUCUAACCAGUCACGGACCACACUACUUACAGAAUAAGCAGGAUUCAUCAGGAGUGCAGGGAGAAUGAGGAGUCACCGGGGCCGGGGGAAGCAGCAUGAGUGGCCCGUGCAUCUCCAUUAGACUGGCGGCCCUCAUGUUUCUAUGGAAGUGGUUAACACUAAGCCUGCUCCUGAGCUGGUUGUCUGUAGGGGCCAGCGCUGCCGACUCUGGAGGGGCCGGCUUCAGCGGCUCCACUGGGCCCCUGGGCUGGCUCCUGUCGGACAAGGGUCCCUUUCACAGCUCGCAGGAGUUUGUCGAUUUCUCAGAGCGCUACCAGCAAGGAUUCACCACCAAGUACAAGAUAUACAGGGAGUUUGGCCGAUGGAAGGUGAACAGCUUGGCCCUGGAGAGACAGGAGAACAAUGGCUUUUCCUUGCCGUUGGACCCAGAGUUCCUCCAGACCAUUAGGCAGCUGGGCAGGAGGCCCAGUCUUAGCGCCAUCACUGACAACAUUAUCAGGAAAUACGGAACCCACUUCCUGCUCUCUGCUACACUGGGAGGGGAAGAGUCAUUAAUGAUCUUCGUGGACAAGCGGAAGUUGAGUCGCACGUCUGAAGCGGGCGAGUCUAAUGGCACGGCUGUGACGCUGGAGGCUCUGCACCAGCUGGCCGCCUCCUACUUCAUCGACAGGGAGAGCACCCUGCACAAGCUGCACCACAUCCAGAUCGCCUCCACUGCCAUCAAGGUGACCGAAACAAGGACGGGCCCUCUCGGAUGCAGUAACUAUGACAACCUCGACUCUGUCAGUUCCGUUUUGGUUCAGAGCCCUGAAAACAAGAUUCAUUUGCAAGGACUCCAGGCCAUACUGCCAGAGUAUCUGAGGGCCAGGUUUGUCCAGGCAGCUCUCAGCUACAUCGGCUGUAAUGAGGAAGGCCAGUUUGUGUGCCGGGACAAUGACUGCUGGUGCCAGUGUGCCGUCGACUAUCCACAAUGUAAUUGCCCCGAGGUGGCUCUGAGGGCAAUGGAAGCCAGUUUGCUGCAAAUCCGAGAUUCCUGGAACAUGGCCAACCAAGACUUUGAAGAGUCAGAUGAGUUUCAGAACUUCGUCCGCAGGCUUCCCACCCUCUACGCCCUGAACGCGUCCGCCAUCCAGUACUUCUGGAAGAUGGAGCCGGCGGUUCACCAGCGCUACAAGCAGCUGGAGCUCGGCGCACAGCAGCUCCUGAGCAAAGCACGACGCAUCGUCAGCAAGCUCUUCACCCUCAGCAAGAGGUGUCAAACACAGCCCAAAAUUAUUAUGCUGAGAGAGAGGCCUUUAAGCUACUGGUCGAACUACAUCCUCUCCAUCAUGUACUGCAGCGAAAACAACCACAUCGGCUCCUACCUGGAGGAGACGCGGAGCUGCUCCUGCCCCUACGAGCACCCCCCCUGCCAGGGCGUGAUCCCCUGCACCGUGGGGGAGGGCACCUCCUGCGCGUCCUGCUCCUACGAGAACCGCUCCCGCUGCGCCACCUGCAACCAGGGCUACAUGCUGAGUCAGGGCGCGUGCCGCAACGAAGUGCCGGACUCCACCGACCACUACAUCGGCUUCGAGACAGACCUGCAGGACAUGGAGCUGCGCUACCUGCUGCAGAAACGCGACAACCGCAUCAGCAUCCACGGGAUCUUCGUCAGCAACGACGUCAGGCUGAAUAACUGGUUCGACCCGUCGUGGAGGAAGAGGAUGCUGCUGACGCUGAAAAGUAAUAAAUACAAGUCAAACCAUGUCCACAUGCUCCUGGGGAUGUCUCUACAGAUCUGCCUUACCAAGAACAGCACCCUGGACCCCAUGCUGUCUGUCUAUAUCAAUCCGUUCGGGGGGAGUCACUCAGAGAGUUGGAUCAUGCCCAUUGACCAGAACAACUACCCCGACUGGGAGAGGACUAAAUUAGACCUUCCCUAUGACUGCUAUAACUGGACUUUGACUUUAGGCAACAAGUGGAAAACCUUUUUUGAGACAGUCCACUUUUACCUUCGGAGCCGGAUCCGAGGCCCCUCGAGUAACGGAAACGGAACUGUAUACUACGAACCCCUGGAGUACCUGGAACCGGGAAGAAAUCUCGGCUACAUGAAGAUCAACAGCAUCCAGGUGUACGGCUACAGUAUGCACUUCGACCCGGAGGCGAUCCAGGACUUGAUUUUACAGCUGGACUACCCAUACACUCAGGGAUCGCAGGACUCGGCCCUGCUGCAGCUGCUGGAGAUCCGGGAUCGGGUCAACAGGCUCUCCCCGCCCGGAGCCCAGCCCCUGGACCUGUUCUCCUGUCUGCUGCGGCACCGGCUCAAACUGUCCACCACAGACGUUGCCAGGAUCCAGGCAGCGCUGCAGACUUUCAGUGCCAAGCAGCCCAACUCGAUGGAAUACGAAACAACCAAAUUAUGUAGCUAGGAAGUGGCGGGCGGCCAGGCGCACAGAUGGACCGACAGUUAUCGCACAUGCCUGAUGACAGUUAAGAGCAAUUCUGGAGCCGUGCAAAGGGACAUUUGGGGGACAUUUUCAUUGUCGUCAUGAAUCUCAUGUCAGUUUUUCCUAUAAAUUUGUACAACAUCAUAGAAUUAAGGAGGAUUCUCACCAUACUUGCCUCAUAACCUAAUUAAAAAUGAUAACUUUGACAGUGGAUAAUAUAAAUUCAGAACUCUGCCAUCACUGAUAUGUUGCCCGCGUGCUGACGUUUUGUAGAUUGCACAAAUUUGAACCACUCACAUACGUAAACGAAGGCUUUUGCUCAAGAUCAAGUAUUACUCAAGCAAUGUAAUCAUCUCACAGUUACAUUUCAACACCAGCAUGUUUUGGGGUUUUAUUUGUUCGUAUUUCUUCAUCAGUUUUUAUUUUUUUUUUGGUAUUGUUGUUUUUUUGUUGUUUUUUUCCAGGUCCAAAAGUUAACAUCAGAACUUGUUUUGAUAUCACAGCCCUGCCUUUCAGCCCGGGACACGACUGGGGGGUGGGGGGCACCUCCAUUCUUUUUAGCCGUCCUUGUGAUAAAAACACUCUUUUUUUAAGGCUCUACUACACCUUUUUUAUUAAGAAACGAAUAAAUGAAAUAAAGUGAAUAAAUAGAUGCUGUAUUACUCCAGAUUUGCAGAGGAAGGACAAAAAAAAAAGUACCAUGAUCACAAUAUAUGUUACAUGUGCUUUUAUUUUUAUAAUGCUGUCGUUUGUGAAUUAAAAGUUACAAAAACACUGUCUAUAAAAUGUAAAAUACGAUUUGUUAAUACACUAAAUAAAAUACAUUUUUAUGUGUGGUCUAUA